GACCACCAUCAUUUCAACGUCUUAGCCUUGGCCUAGUACUCAACAGAUCAUUGUGGCGUGGCCCACUUAAUCUGGAGAACCGAGUUGUACACUGACGAAUACCGGUAAAUUGACGAAAUCAGGCAUUGUAGACCACAGUAAACCCCCGACUUUCCGGAGAUUAUAACAAUAACAAAGCGCCUACACAGAUUGAACUUUGAAUUGUGGCGAAGGCGGCAAGCUCAAAGACCUUGUCAUUAUAUGGCAAGCAUAUUGCAGAACAGGACUAGCUAACAGGUGGAAUGGACGUCCAAGGUGAAGAGAGGCCGCGACCGGACAGCAUCUUCAGAAGUACUAUCUGCCCAUAUAUUUGUAUAUCCACUACUUCUCUCGACUCGGAUUCGAUAUCUGGAUCACAGACCUGACAGACCUGAGCAAGUUACUACCAAUGCACAGCGCUUGUGUUCGUCAAGGCGUUUGCAUCGGAUCACUCUCAGUGUGGUGCGAAGCAUACACUUCUAGCUUAAUGUUGAGCCUCGUUGGCAUCGAAAUCCUGGAAGAGGUUGCCCUGUAAGAGACGACAGUGUCUUUCUCAAUUGCGCCAGUAUUGAACGGAGCCAGAAAAAUAUGGUUGAGGUCGACUUCCUUCGUUUGAUUUAGACGCCAUGCUGGCUUCUCUGUCGCAUCGACUCUUACUCGUGUCUGCUGUUAGCCACAGUCACUUUCAUACCAUGACCACUCCUCGCGAUGUCCAAGAAUUUCUCAACGGUUAUCCAAGAGCACGCGACGACUCUAAGCUAUUGGCAAACCACAAGUUCUACUCCAACCAACUGCGCUGCCAGCCUAGUGAUCUCUUGAUCGAAGAAAUCCACGAUCAAUGGAUGGGAGAUUAUGACGAGCUGGAGUAUAACCACGGAUUUAUACAGUGGCUGUUUCCCAUCCAAGAGGGUGGUAUGAAUUAUGAAGCACAAGUCUUGCAGCCCCACGAGAUCGCCAAGAUGAAGGCGGAUCCUGUCAUCCUCGGGCGAAUUCUGAGUUCAUACAAGCUCAUGCUCGACUUUUACGGGAUGCGUCUUGUGUCACCUGAGACCGGACUAUUGGGUCGCUCGAUACCUCCACGGAACUACGCUCCGCGAUACAAGAAUCUCAUUCGAUCAUCCCACAAUAAUCUGCGUAUCACGCGCAUCUUGAAAUGCCUGUCUGAGUUCGGUUUCGAGUACCUGAAUGCAGGAUUUUUACUGCAUGUCCUGAAUGAGCAGAGCGAGAACGAUCAAUUGAACUCUCCUCGUAUUCGGGACAGCAUGGACAGAUGGUGGGCAAAUUGCAUACGGAACCACAGGGAAAGGGAGUGGAUUGGGAAAGUGAUCAGUGACGCGAGGCAAGAGCAUGUGUUCACGAGGGAAAUGUAUGAGAGUGCACUGGAGAGAAGGAGGCAAACUCGCAGCCUGGCUGAGUAGUCACGGGAAAUUCUAAUACCGGAAAGAAGGCGUAAUCUGUGCAUAUGGCUCGGAAUACAGCACUCAAUUGAAUAACAGGCAAUAUGGUGCCAUGAGUUCAAGAUAACAGCACCUUGUUGAUGAGUGAGCGGCCCUUGGUAAGCGGUCUGCGUCAGUAAAGAAGACAGAACGUAAAGUAUUCAUGCGUUGAUUACGGGAAGAGUGUAAUAGAAUAAGUACAUUAGCAUGCGGUAUUCUGAAUGACAAUGGCGGGAUAAGCGAUGUGUGUUCGAAGGAUAAGACACUCGAAAAGAAACAUACACUGAAGCGAGUCUUUAGUAAGACAUUUUUUUUGCGGGUCAAAUGCGAACUCGUGUAAGAAUCAUGACAGAUUAGCCAGCUUCGAGAACAAAACAUCUCGUCUUCUUCUGUCAUACAUGUUGCUGACGGACUGCAGCAGGCCUUCGAUAGAUUCAAAUAUCUGACUUCUCUUGCUGUAGUCACAGCCAUCUCCGACGUCGAGUUGAUAUCCACGGGUGGUCAAAGACACCCUUAUAGUAUUUCCCUCUAAGAGGGUAACGAAAGCCGUAGCUUCGUGGGGAGAGGAGGACUUGAGCACGUCGAACCGAGCGAGUCCGAAAGAUUGCUCGGCAAGUGCUCUUUUGAGCUCAGCAUAGUAGAAGGAGGGCGGGGCGAAGGAAUCCAUGUCGUGUGGAGAUGUGGGCAGACAUUUUGCAGGAAGGAGGAGGUUAAAUAGCAUUGAAGAGCAGUGAAGGGAAAACAUGCAGCAAGUCUAUGUCCUGAAAAACUCUAGUGAACUGGUACCCUGACCUAGAAUACCAGACGGGUGAAAGCGAGAUGACGUCUCGAGCGCUUCAGCAAAUAAGCAUGGUGAUUGGACUAGCGUAUGUCCCUUGGCUUGAUGGUUGGAUAUAACUCUUCGGGGAUACUCCUAUGCUUCGUGGU
Molecule: messenger RNA, 2381 nt
Organism: Serpula lacrymans var. lacrymans S7.9
Lineage: Eukaryota; Fungi; Basidiomycota; Agaricomycetes; Boletales; Serpulaceae
Exons: 6
Coding region: 645-1436 (263 amino acids)
Cellular component (GO): membrane
Molecular function (GO): opioid growth factor receptor activity
Source: RefSeq, a predicted model, not a curated record